This is a messenger RNA of Rhincodon typus (whale shark), 1382 nucleotides long. Its product is annotated as protein spire homolog 1-like. The transcript is spliced from 13 exons. Gene Ontology annotation, biological process: intracellular transport; polar body extrusion after meiotic divisions; Golgi vesicle transport. Gene Ontology annotation, molecular function: actin binding. Bases 3 to 1349 code for a protein of 448 amino acids. Gene Ontology annotation, cellular component: cytoplasmic vesicle membrane; cell cortex. The record is from RefSeq and is a predicted model, not a curated record. NCBI's taxonomy places the organism in Eukaryota, Metazoa, Chordata, Chondrichthyes, Orectolobiformes, Rhincodontidae.
UCAUGUUUCUGAUUACAAUGGCAGGAUUAGCUCCCGCACAGCUGUCCUUGCACGAAGUGCUGGUUGUGCAUGGUCAGCCUGUGAGUGAGGAGCAGGCGUGGGCCCUGUGUUACCAGGGCUGUCGAGCUCUACAGCAGGAGCAGCAGAGCCUGGCCAAAAACUGGAGUAACUGGUUGAUGAACUGGAAACAGCCUCACUUUAGAAAAGUGAAUGACUUGACCCUGUGUGAAGAUGGGACUGUUGUGUGUGUCUCAACCAGUAAUGAUAAUCUGAAGAGGACAUGCACAGAAGAGCAGGUUGUCAAUUCUCUCGGAGCGCUGAUAUACAAGGCCUUGGACUGGAGUCUGAGUGAGGAUGAGGAACGUGUUCUCAGCCUGCCUUUGGAAGAAUUGAUACAGCAAAUGGUGCUGAGAACAGACAAUCAGCCUCCGGGCACUAUCAGCGAAAUACUCACGAGGUGUGAAAACCAGCUCCAGAAUCCUUCUAUGGCAGUAACUGAAUAUCAAGCUGUGUGUAAGGCCCUGUUUGCUGAGACUGUGAAGUUACGUAGCUAUUUGAACAGCAUCAAAAGUGCAAAAGUGACUCUGAACAAGCUACUGGAGGAUGAGCCAAUUGAAAAUACAAGCUCAGAGAUUGUUCACUGGAAUCGUACUUGGUUCCAGUUGAUGAAAGAAGUGCAAAGAGGUGUGAGGUUAAGGAAUAUAUGUGAGCGCCAUUACAAUCCACUUGCAAUAAAGCCCAAACUCUCUCCAUUUAAUGAAAUGCUGGAUGACAUUAAGUACAAGCGAUAUAUCCUUCGCAAGGUUAAGGUCAACAACAAUGAACCCAGAACUCCAUCUGCUGUCUCGGUGGAUUUUAGCCUCUUGAGGUCUUUGUUGAAGCCCGCGGCUGCAAGGAAACUAAGGGACUUGCCUGUUGCCCCCCCAUCUCUGCAUGAGAUGCUGAUGAAGGAGAUACAGUCAGCUGUUAAAAAGCUACAGCCAAUAUCUUCAGAACCAGCAGACCGUUUAGUGCAGACUGGGUCAUUGACACGUGAGAAACCCCAAGGCAAGCACGAAGACAAAACAGCAGAAUUCACGCAUUUGGAAUCUGAGGCAGAUCUCUUGGCCUCUGAGCAGGCAUGCGAUGCGAAUGAAGAGAGAGAGCCAUCGUCAGAGGCAGCCUACAAGAGACAAAGUAGGAGAGGAAUUUCAUUAUUCUUCUUCACUCUUCAUCAAAGAACUUGUGUGCAGUUGUCAGAUCAUAGCGAAAAGAGAAAUGGGAAAUCGCAGAACGGUGAAGGACAAGUUCUGUUUCUUUUGCCAAAGGGAGCUUUUCUUUGUUUGGGUUCUGACUUGUCACUUCUGUAAAAAGAUAAAUCUGUUCCGAGUGCUUUAUGAAGG